AUGUCGAAUAAAGCUUCAGUAGGAGGUCACGAAAGGAGAUUCGCAUUUCACCUCAAGUAUGGUUUCAAGCUGUCAACGGUCUAUGCUUGGCUGAAUUUAAACAAUGGCUUCCUGGUCAGAUGGGGGACAAAUUUUCCCCCAUAUUUCGGUCGCUAAGGCUUGCGGCUCGCCAUGUGAAAUGCAAUGCUUAAUCUCUCCAAAAGUAAUGACGGUGUAUAGUCAUUUGAUGUCCGUGUUAAUAACCAAGCGGAGCCAUAGUGAACGAUAAGUACAGGGAAAUUGACGUUUGCCGCUUGCCAUAGACCUGAUUCUAAAUCUAUGUAGUGCUCUUUCGUAGCCAGUAGCCGGAGAAAAGAGCCGUCAUUUCGCGUCGGCACAACUGGUUUACCCAGGAAAUGACGUCUGAGGAACGUGCGCUGAAAUUCCACACCGACGACGUGUCACUGCCUAGACCUGGGUAAUACUGCUGUUUGGUUGAAGCAAUUUUCCCAUGCGGCACGACCAGGGAACGACCAAUCAUAAGUAUUACCCAGAUAGGGGAAGUGACACAUCAACAGUAUGGAAUUUCUGCGCUCAUUCGAUCCUUAGACGUUAUUUCACGGAGAAACCAGUGGUAGUGUCGCGAAAUGUUGGCUGUUUUUUCAGGCUGCGUGCUCAGGAGCCACCAUCACAAGUAAAAUAGAGAGAGCAGGGAGCCAUGAGAACGAUGAAAAGGCGAAUCGCCCAGGAAGAGUCAACAUGAUACAGCAAAGAGGAAGUUCCGAUAGCUUAUGAGCCCUACUCUAAGGAAACGUUACUUUUAGUUUAAGGUGACUCGACCCAGUUUUUUGGGGGGAGUACCAUCCUACUUUGAAGCUCUCUGGUAUCCCCGCCUUUACUUUUAUCGUAAGUCUAACACAUAGAAUGGAUAACAUAUACAUCAAUCUACAAUAUAACAUAAAAUUUUUGACGAUCGGAGUAAAUGUCACGUGGUUAUAAUGCCACGCCCCUUUGAGGUCUGAGUCGAAAAUCUGCUGUUGCCGGCAUUUUUUCGUGAAAAUCUCGCGGCUACACAUAGUGCGCAUUGGUGCCUUGCGCUGAACAGAGUUUCACCGAAAUCGCAAAGACCCAAUUCGAGAAAUUCAGCGGUUUCCAAAUUUAGGUCAUAAUUUAUGCGAAAAUGAUAAGCAAACUUUACAUGGAUUAUAUCUAAUAAACUAUGAGAUUCAUCUCUUUAUUUUGGGCAUUAAAAUAAAAAAAAAAUCCUUUGUGUGUUUUUUAUAAAUUGUUACUUGUGCAAAUCUCUAUUGUUCAGGGCUACUAGUUGGGCUUUUAAUUUGUCAGGGAACAUAUUCACCCGAUAUAAUUCGUUUUAAGAAACCGUAGUUCCGGGAAGUAGUCUUCAGAUUUCACCAAGAAUCUUGACCAAAAAAUCCGCAUUGUUACAUAUGCUUAGCCUGGCUGGUUUGAAAACGCAGAAGUCUACGACUAAGUGCAGUUGUGUAAAGAUACUAGUGUUUUCAGGUUUACAACGCAUCAGAUGUAGGAUCGAAGCGGACAAAUAAUAAAUUUAGAUGCUUUUGCCAGGUUCGCCAGCCGAAUGAUCUUAUUUCAGCAAAGACACUUUUAUAUGAAAAUGUCUAUUGCAUAAUUUUAUUAAUUUUCUUUUUUUAAAACGUGGGAGGACACUGCUGCAACCCCCCCAGCCCCUCCCCCUGCGCUGGCCCUGACAUAACGCUCUUUACUACCUUUAUGCAUUUAAAAUGACAGUGAGGAAAAAUAGUUCUGUUUUCAGUCACAGCCAGCCAAGGACGCCAACAGUGACAUUUCACAAAUGAAAAAAUCAUCGUUGGCGUCGUCUGAUAGUUGACAAUCACUCUUUCUGAGGAAACGCCAACUCGUGAAUAAAAUUCGUACGCGGUUACCAAUCAUGAAGCAAUCUCAUUUGCUCACUUAUUAAUCUUUGUACCUUGCUAUGAUUUAAGUUGAGAAAAUUCUGAGUUCAAAGGAGUAAUAACAACAAAACAGAUUUUAACUUUUGCACCGGGUGGUGUACUUUACACCAGCAGAAUUUUAAACUACAACCGUAUCCCUACGUCACAUUAAUUUUUUUUACAAAUAUAUGUAUAUCUAUGAAGGCAAUGUCAAGUAUCUUAAGGUUAAUUAAAAAAUAGUAGAAGUUCUUUGGAGGUUUGUAUUUCAAAACGUCUUUUCUACAUUGCUGUAGGCAUAUCAUUUCUGUGUUUCUUGGUGCUGCGGAAACCAUUGUAGGUUCGUUUGUUUGUUGUGGUGUGGGUACAAUUAUGAACAAAGCAACCAAUAAAUUCUUUUUGUAAGCCUUACGUACGGAAGCCGGGCAAAGAUAAAGCUUGCUCAUCUCACCAUCCAGAGACAUUGCAAAACAGCAGAGGAACAACAGGCUUAAAGACACGUGGAACACAUUCGCGCUAUGUGAUUGGCUGUUGUCUUAUCUUCCUUGGGAUCUGUGGUCUUAAAAAUAACUCGAGACGAAUUACCUAUGGAAUAGGGUGUGUAUGGGGGAUGCCUUCUCUGUCCCUUUUAUCAUCUCUUGUCAACAUGUUAUUACAGCUGAGAAGAAGCUCCGAUACCUUAUGAACCCUACCCUAAGGAAACGUUACUUUAAGUUAAGGGUGUAAGAAAAGAGACGAAUGUAAGGAAAAUAAGGGAGCCUUGAACCCGCUUGUGAUGUCUGACCCUACACUAAAGUAGCAAUCGGCACUAACUGCCGUGAAACGCCAUUUUUUAAGUUGCCCAAAGAGAGGCUAAGUGCAAAGCUAAUGGCAUAUAUCUAUCCUGAAACAGUACUUAACCCUAUUUUCUAUUUUCCCUCUUCAUUUCCUACCAACUUGGCUUCCCUAAUUCUUAGUUUUUUUACUUAUGUGUCCGAUCAUCCUUUUUCGUUAUGGAAUCUAGAUCUAGCCAUCGAGUGAAGCGCAUCCCCCCCAUGAUACCUCUUUACUACCUUAAUGCACAGGGAGGAAAAUAGUUCUGUUUUCAUUCACAGCCAACCAAGGACGCCAACAGUGACAUUUCACAAGUGAAAAAAUCAUCGUUCGCGUCGUCUGAUAGUUAAAAAUCGCUCUUUCUGAAGAAACGCCAACUCGUGAAUAAAAUUCGUACGCGGUUACCAAUCAUGAAGUAAUCUCAUUUUCUCACUUAUUAAUCUUUGUACCUUGCUAAAAUUUAAGUUGAGAAAAUUCUGAUUCAAGACUAAGUUCAAAGGAGUAAUAAAAACAAAAACAGAUUUUAACUUUUGCACCGGGUGGUGUACACCAGCAGAAUUUACAACCGUAUCCCUACUGCACAUUAAUUUUUUUUUUAACAAAUAUAUGUAUAUCUAUGAAGGCAAUGCCAAGUAUCUUAAGGUUAAUUAAAAAAUAGUAGAAGUCCUUUGGAGGUUUGUAUUUCAAAACGUCUUUUCUACAUUGCUGUAGGCAUAUCGUUUCUGUGUUUCUUGGAGCUGCGGAAACCAUUGUAGGUUCGUUUGUUUGUUGUGGUGUGGGGACAAUUCUGAACAAAGCAACCAAUAAAUUCUUUUUGUCAGCCUUACGUACGGAAGCCGGGCAAAGAUCAAGCUUGCUCAUCUCACCAUCCAGAGACAUUGCAAAACAGCAGAGGAACAACAGGCUUAAAGACACGGUUGGCCAUCACGAGCUGCUGCUGAAACGAGUUUGA
Porites evermanni is the source of this 3675-nucleotide messenger RNA. NCBI's taxonomy places the organism in Eukaryota, Metazoa, Cnidaria, Anthozoa, Scleractinia, Poritidae. The record is from the annotation of a GenBank genome assembly.